AAUUACUAUACUAUCCGUGAACUGUUUAGCUUAACGGAAAAAAGUUGACGUUAGUGGCUUUUGUGCCCAUUUAGAAACUGCCUGUUAUGUUUUUGUGAAAAUAAAAAGGGGAGAGAAAAUCGCUAAACCCAAAACCUCUCUUUCCAGUAUCUUCAUGGCCCAACCGGAACUGGAAAUCAUCCGCGGCUAUGAGCUCCGGCUGCUCCGUUGCACCCUCGCUCCUCCAUUGUCCGAUGCUCCUAUCCAAUCACAGCCGUCGAACAUCCAGAGUCUAUCAUCUCCUCAUUUCCACGCACAUAUCAACGACCUCCUUAAUUCCAUCGAGUCCGGAAACUAUCUCCAGGCCCUCUUAUCGGACGCGGCUCGUCUCGUUCUGGGAUCGCAAGAGUUUGACGUCGUCGAAUCUGCCGACUGUGCCGACCAGGUUUACUCCGAGUUGCUCCGCCGUGUCGAGGCUUUUAUUGUGGGCGCUUCGGAAAAUGACGUGGACAAGGCUUGUAGAGUGGUUCUGGUUAUGUGUUUGGCAAUUGCUGCUCUUUUUUGGUUCACUCAGUGCAACUUGACCGGGCCUUUUGUUGAGAAGUUGUCCGAGCGUUGUUUGCCAUUUAAAGUUUUGGAUUCGGAAGGCAGUGAAUUGGUGGAGUGGGAGAAUUGGGCGCGUAAUCAGCUUAUGUCCGCUGGCUCUGACUUGAUUGGAAAGUUCUCUUAUCUUCAGUAUAUAGUUUUUGCUAAAUUGUUGCUCCUGAAGACAAAAGAUCUUCUAUUUGAAGCAAGCUUGUCGUCUGUGUAUGGCAUUAGAAGCAUUUCAUGGUGGUGUACCAGGGUCCUACUUAUGCACCAGAGGAUUUUGGACGAGCGGUCAUCUUCUUUGUUUGAUCUAUUGAAAGUUUUUAUGGGUGAAACUUUAAGUCAUUUUGGCACUUUGGAAGAUGUAACGAGUUAUUGGGGUACCCAGCUGCAAGAUGUAGAGCUGUCGCAUAUAGUAUCUAUGAUCCAUUUAGAAGCAGGAGUCUUAGAACACAUUUAUGGAAGGGUCGAUUCUUGCAGGCGACAUUUUGAAUCUGCUGAAGUUGCAGCUGGUCUUCAGCUCUCUGUUACUGGGGCUCUUGGUUGUCGAACAAUACAUCAGGUAGAACCAAAGGCACAAAUGGUACUUGUUGCAAAUACGAGCACAUCAAACAAUACUUAUACCUGCCCUUCAGCAGACCGAGGCGUCCAAGCACACGAUUCUAGUGUCACUGAUACUUCUGAUAUUCUUAUGACCCCAAAGUUAUUGGUGAAUGGUAAUGAAUCCAAAACUGGAGCGCCGUGUGUUUACAAUGGGGCUUCAACUAUUGAUUUGAAGCCAAUCCAACAGGCAGUGGUCCUGUCACAAUGCCUUCUCAUAGAGAAGAGCUCUCGACAUGAUGAAAUGCAAAGAUGGGAUAUGGCUCCAUACAUAGAGGCAAUUGGUUCACAGAAGUCAUCGUACUUUAUUCUACAUUGUUUCUGUGAUCUCUUACGAGUUCGAUGGGAGUCAACUCGAAGUCGUACGAAGGGGCGUGCUUUAGAGAUGAUGGAUAAAUUGGUUGAGGGUGUUUAUAAGUCUACUCCUGGAGUGGCACAAAGAGUUCCCUUUUGUUAUGUGGCAUAUAUUCCUACUGCUCCUGCACUGCGAAAGGAAUAUGCUGAACUUUUAGUAAGCUGUGGUUUGAUUGGAGAGGCUAUUAAAAUUUUUGAGGAUUUAGAGUUAUGGGAUAAUCUGAUAUACUGCAACUGCCUAUUGGGAAAGAAAGCAGCAGCUGUUGAACUCAUUAAGGCACGGCUGUCUGAAAGGCCCAAUGACCCAAGAUUGUGGUGUUCAUUAGGUGAUGUUACAAAUAAUGAUGCCUGCUAUGAAAAAGCUCUGGAAGUUUCAAACAAUAAGUCAGCUCGAGCUCUGCGGUCUCUUGCUCGUAGUGCUUACAAUAGAGGGGACUAUGAGAAAUCUAAAAACCUUUGGGAGUCUGCUAUGGCGUUGAAUUCGUUGUAUCCAGAUGGUUGGUUUGCUCUUGGGGCUGCUGCAUUAAAGGCUCGGGAUAUUGAAAAGGCUUUGGAUGGGUUUACUAGGGCUGUUCAACUUGAUCCUGAUAAUGGCGAAGCUUGGAAUAAUAUUGCUUGCUUGCAUAUGCUUAAGAAGAAGAGCAAAGAAGCUUUCAUUGCAUUUAAGGAGGCCCUAAAGUUCAAACGGAACAGCUGGCAGUUAUGGGAGAACUACAGCCAUGUUGCUUGUGAUGUGGGCAAUUUUGGUCAGGCACUAGAAGCUGUACAGAUGGUGCUGAAUAUGACCAGUAAUAAAAGAAUUGAUGCUGAAUUAUUAGAGAGAAUUAUGCUAGAUUUGGAGGAUAGAGCGUCAAUUAAACAUUUAAAGUCUCCUGCAGCUGCCGAUAAUAAUAAUUGCAACAAUCAAGCUUGUCCUUCAGAUUCAACUGUAAAAUUUGUCAAUGAAUCAUCAUUUGAAGAACCAACCCAGGGAAGAUCACGGGAAGCUGAACACCUGAUGGAGUUCCUCGGGAAAAUUCUACAGCAGAUAGUUAAAAGUGAAAGCAGAGCAGAUGUGUGGGGCUUAUAUGCAAGGUGGCACAAAAUUAAAGGAGAUCUCACAAUGUGCUGUGAAGCUCUUCUAAAGCAAGUUAGAUCAUAUCAGGGAUCUGACUUGUGGAAAGACAGAGAUCGGUUUAAACAGUAUGCACAUGCGUCCUUGGAACUUUGUAAUUUGUAUAUGGAAAUAUCUUCUUCUACAGGGAGCUGUCGUCAACUCUUCACAGCUGAGAUGCACCUCAAGAACAUACUUAAACAGGCAGGGGAAUUUUCAGACAUGGAAGAAUUUAGGGACAUUCAAGCUUGUUUUAAUGAAGUACAGAUGAAACUGCAGUCUGAUUCGGUGCCUGCAUAGGUUUCCGGAUGUGCUAGUUCAAAAUUUUGGAGGCGAAGUUAAUGAUAGCGUGUCUCAUUUUCUUUUUCGACACUUAACAUACUUUUAUAACAGGAAAGCAUAUCCAGUCUAGG
Molecule: messenger RNA, 3027 nt
Organism: Pistacia vera
Lineage: Eukaryota; Viridiplantae; Streptophyta; Magnoliopsida; Sapindales; Anacardiaceae
Product: tetratricopeptide repeat protein 27 homolog
Exons: 20
Coding region: 155-2914 (919 amino acids)
Molecular function (GO): protein binding
Source: RefSeq, a predicted model, not a curated record